AUGGGAUUCAGAAGUUGUGUUGCCACAGACGGCGCCAAACUGUUGAUGCUCUUUUUGGGAGGAGAGAAGGUGAGGACCUUCGGUAAGGAAAGAGCAUGUAGAAGACAAAGUAGGAGAAGCAGUCGUCAAGCUUCGGACACUGUUGUGGUGCUAGCCGAAGGCUUUCUGAUGCUUAAGUUAGUUAUGAGUGGUAAAUUUGACAGAGUAACAAUAAAGGGAAGUGAAAGUGGGAGGUUUACACAAAAUUUCGAUGUGGGACUUUGUGCAAGUUGUUGUGGUGAUGACACGUGUCCUUGGAGAUUAGGUUCAGCAGUUGAGAGUUUCGACAGUCGGGAGCUUCAGCAUGUGUCUAGCACCUCGGAAGAGUAUCUUCCUUCGGCAGGGGAGAAAGCGUGUCUGCCUUGGUGCUGGUUGUCUUGA
Molecule: messenger RNA, 420 nt
Organism: Prunus armeniaca (apricot)
Lineage: Eukaryota; Viridiplantae; Streptophyta; Magnoliopsida; Rosales; Rosaceae
Source: the annotation of a GenBank genome assembly